CGCUGAUGAGGCGAAGGUAACGGGAGAACAGCCCAGCCGUGCCUCCCAGCGAUGGCGGCGGUCCUUUUCGGGCCCGGUAUAGUGCUGUCAACACUAGAAUCUGCUCACCAAGUAUUCGAUAUAAUGACCUGCUUGCUCUAGGCGCUAGAUUUGAGACAUUUCUUACCAGGUUUUGGUUUUUGGGAUUAGCUCUUCUCAUAUUCCAUCAAUUGCAGCAUCAAUUCUUUUGUGUAUGUAUAUCUUGAUCGAGGUUUAUGUCUUGAACCGAGGCGAUUCUUUUGUAUCAUCCUGCAACUUGCAUCAUUAGAUGCCGCUGCUAAAGGGUGGCUGUGGUUGUUGGCCUGUGUUAUCUCGAGCCCAGAGCCCAAAAUGUAAUGGAAAGACUCCUUACGACUCGCCCGUGUAGGGUUCGCCUGAGCAGGGCUUUGCGUCCGUUGGGGGGUGUCGCAAAUGUCAUGCUUCAACAGUCGCCACCAUUGAAAUAAAAAAGUAAUUUUGAUUACAAAAGUCAUCAGAAUAAAGACCUGCCAGUCUUUGGGGCAUCCGCAGUGGUGCGGGGGAAUUUAUUCAGCCUCUUCUUUAUGUUGCAACCCAUUUCCACCUAAAGAGGCACGAGAAGAGAGUAGGUUUUGGCGGCAGCGGGCAGCGGUGGUGCUGGGAGAUGGCUAAAAGAGCAAAGAAGCAGAUAAACCUCUUCUACUGCGCUGAGUCCGAAGAGCUCGCCAGGAAGGUGGCCGACCACUCCGACGUGAUCCAGCUCCAGACCAUCACUUGGAGGAACUUUGAUGAUGGAUUCCCCAACCUUUUUAUUAACAACGCACAUGAUAUUAGAGGACAGCAUGUUGCCUUUCUAGCCUCAUUCAGCUCACCAGGAGUCAUUUUUGAGCAAAUAUCUGCAAUUUUUGCCUUGCCAAAACUAUUUAUUUCUUCUUUCACCUUGGUGUUGCCAUUCUUCCCAACUGGUUCUUUUGAACGGAUGGAAGAAGAAGGAGAUGUGGCUACUGCAUUUACAAUGGCACGGAUAUUGUCAAUGAUUCCUAAGUCUCGGGGUGGUCCAACUAGUAUUGUCAUCUAUGACAUACAUGCAUUGCAGGAAAGAUUUUACUUUGGGGAUGAUGUCUUGCCUUGCUUUGAAACUGGCAUUCCACUAUUGUUGCAGCGUCUUCAUGAACUUCCCGAUGCAGAUAAUAUAACUAUAGCUUUCCCAGAUGAUGGGGCAUGGAAGCGGUUUCACAAGCUGUUGAUGCACUUUCCAAUGGUUGUUUGUGCAAAGGUUCGUGAAGGUGACAAGAGAAUAGUUCGAAUUAAGGAAGGGAAUCCUGAGGGUCGACAUGUUGUCAUCGUGGAUGAUUUGGUACAAUCUGGUGGCACUCUUAUUGAAUGUCAGAAAGUUUUAGCUGCUCAUGGUGCUGGAAAAGUAAGUGCUUAUGUCACCCAUGGUGUGUUCCCCAAGAGAUCAUGGGAGCGAUUUCUACACAAAAAUGCUGAGGGUUCAGAUCAUCAAUUUGCAUACUUUUGGAUAACCGACUCAUGCCCACUUACGGUGAAGGCCAUAGCUAACAAGGCUCCAUUUGAGGUGCUCAGUCUUGCUGGCUCUAUUGCGACUGCCCUUCAGAUCUAGAUUUUCUAUGGCAGCUAUGUUAUGUCGACGGCAUUGUUUGAACCAUCCUGACUCUUUAAACAAACCCGUGCCUGCCUUGAUCCUCUUAAAAAUUCUCUCAUCUUUUCCAUUUGUGCUGUUCAGUGAGAACAUACAUAUCAACUUCCCAGCCACAUUUUUAGCAGUCUGUUCUUCCAAACUACUCUGGAAUUUGUCCCUUUCUAUGUACUGACGAACCUACGCAAACAAAUUGCUGGGAAAACAUGUUUCUGGUCCUUUGCACCAAAUCUGGUUGAUCAUAUGCUGAAGGUUCUUUGCUGAAACAAGAUUAUCAUGUA
Musa acuminata AAA Group (dessert banana) is the source of this 1938-nucleotide messenger RNA. RefSeq names its product ribose-phosphate pyrophosphokinase 4. Gene Ontology annotation, molecular function: magnesium ion binding; ribose phosphate diphosphokinase activity. Bases 662 to 1621 code for a protein of 319 amino acids. Gene Ontology annotation, biological process: purine nucleotide biosynthetic process; 5-phosphoribose 1-diphosphate biosynthetic process. The record is from RefSeq and is a predicted model, not a curated record. Gene Ontology annotation, cellular component: cytoplasm; ribose phosphate diphosphokinase complex. NCBI's taxonomy places the organism in Eukaryota, Viridiplantae, Streptophyta, Magnoliopsida, Zingiberales, Musaceae. The transcript is spliced from 7 exons.